This is a messenger RNA of Numida meleagris (helmeted guineafowl), 1087 nucleotides long. RefSeq names its product major surface-labeled trophozoite antigen 417-like. The record is from RefSeq and is a predicted model, not a curated record. Lineage: Eukaryota; Metazoa; Chordata; Aves; Galliformes; Numididae. The transcript is spliced from 3 exons. Bases 110 to 1087 code for a protein of 325 amino acids.
GGGGGGUCAAGGGAGGGGAUCCUGGGUGCAAGUGGGGUGCAGGGAGCAAACUGCGUGCAAAGAGUGGGCAGGGAGCGUGCAAAGAGUGUGCAGGGAGUGUGCAGGGAGCAUGCAACCGGUGUGCAAAGAGUGUGCAGGGAGCGUGCAGCCAGUGUGCAAAGAGUGUGCAGGGAGCGUGCAACCAGUGUGCAAAGAAUAUGCAAAGAGUGUGCAGGGAGCGUGCAAGCGUGGUGCCAGCAUAGUGCAGGAAGCGUGCAACCCGUGUGCAAAGUAUGUGCAAAGAGUGUGCAGGGAGUGUGCAAAGAGUGUGCAGGGAGCGUGCAAGCAUGGUGCCAGCAUAGUGCAGGAAGCGUGCAACCCGUGUGCAAAGUAUGUGCAAAGAGUGUGCAGGGCGUGUGCAAAGAGUGUGCAGGGAGCGUGCAAUCAGUGUGCAAAGAGUGUGCAGGGAGCGUGCAACCGGUGUGCAAAGAGUGUGCAGGGAGCGUGCAGCCAGCGUGCAAAGAGUGUGCAGGGAGCGUGCAACCAGUGUGCGAAGAAUAUGCAAAGAGUGUGCAGGGAGCGUGCAACCAGUGUGCGAAGAAUAUGCAAAGUGUGUGCAGGGAGCAUGCAACCAGCGUGCAAAGAGUGUGCAGGGAGAAUGCAACCAGCAUGCAGAGAGUGUGCAGGGAGCAUGCAACCAGUGUGCAAAGAAUAUGAAAAGAGUGUGCAACCAGUGUGCAAAGAGUGUGCAGGGAGCAAACUGCGUGCAAAGAGUGUGCAGGGAGCGUGCAGCCAGUGUGCAAAGAGUGUGCAGGGAGCGUGCAAGCGUGGUGCCAGCGUAGUGCAGGAAGCGUGCAACCCGUGUGCAAAGUAUGUGCAAAGAGUGUGCAGGGAGCGUGCAACCAGUGUGCAAAGAGUGUGCAAAGUGUGUGCAGGGAGCGUGCAACCAGCGUGGAAAGAGUGUGCAGGGAGCAUGCAACCCGUGUGCAAAGUAUGUGCAAAGAGUGUGCAGGGAGCGUGCAACCAGUGUGCAAAGAGUGUGCAGGGAGGACAGGGGGUGCGGGCGGGCGGGCGGCGUCACCGCCCCAUGGACACAUCCCCACCGUGA